AUGAAUUUCUCAAAUUAUCCUCAAAUCAAUACAAUAUUAUUUAUAAUAUUUAUUCUAAUUCUUUGUUUUCCCCAUUCCAUAGCGGAUGUUAUCUACACUGAAUCUAACCAAACAGAGGCAUCACAACUCGAAACCUACAAAGACCGAACUAUUUUAGUUCGUGUUAUCAAGCAACUUGGCAACGGGUGCCGAGAGCCAGAAUUAAGGUUGAGGAUUAUAUAUGAAAAUGGCACAGUAUCACCAUUAAAUAUUAGUCAAGAAGAAUUAGGCAUACCCGAGUGGAAUUUUUGCAGGGUUGAAAUGGGAUAUCACAGGAUUAAAGGGAGCUAUGCUUUAAGGGUAUACAGCUGGAUUCCCAAUUAUGUACUGUUAACGUACAUGAAUGGGACAAGUUAUAACGAUCAAGAAAAUAUGUCUGUGUUUGCCAAAUUAAUCUCCUGGUCUGGUAAAGUUAUAGGUGAUGAAUAUGUUGGGCCAACUUACAUCGUCAAUGGAAUAAUUCAAUACCCAAUCGAAACACAUUUCGAUCGAGUGCAACCUGAAAGAGGAUUUUUCUAUGCUGACUUCUUAA
This is a messenger RNA of Funneliformis caledonium, 571 nucleotides long. The record is from the annotation of a GenBank genome assembly. NCBI's taxonomy places the organism in Eukaryota, Fungi, Glomeromycota, Glomeromycetes, Glomerales, Glomeraceae.